Messenger RNA from Limanda limanda (common dab), 4381 nucleotides. RefSeq names its product endoglin (gene eng). Bases 234 to 1943 code for a protein of 569 amino acids. The record is from RefSeq and is a predicted model, not a curated record. The transcript has 14 exons. NCBI's taxonomy places the organism in Eukaryota, Metazoa, Chordata, Actinopteri, Pleuronectiformes, Pleuronectidae.
CCCAAGUCCUGACACCGUGAAACCUCUGCGAGCUGUCACCUCCUCUCCUGUGGAUUACUCCGCCUGACUUACUCCACAAAGACAAUUUAUACGAGCACGAAAAGUCACCGCUGCUCUGCCGCAAGACAAGGACGCUUCAGCAACUACCCUCUGCCCCCCCCAAGAGUACCUCCACACCCCCCAGGGACCCCGACUCAGCCCACACCAGCGCCUCAGACUUAAACUCAGCAGACAUGGAGGGUCACACGCUGAGGCUGACUCUGCUCCUCUGCGUCACCGCUGCAAUCUCCGCCUCGAGUCAGACAUGUGAUCCGAAAGAGGUUCACGGCAACCCAUGGUUCCACAUGAGGGAGAUGCUAAUUGGCUGCUGGACCAGCUUCGUCACAGAGAACAAGACAGAGGUCCACAUCCUUCACUUUAGCGCAAUGGAUUCGUCGAUGUUCACUCUGAAUAUGGAAGACGCCAAGCCAAUGCACCUCAUCCUCACGUCGGCCAACAUACUUUACGGUCUAUACAACAUCAACAAUGACGUCCACAUUUAUCUGAGCAAUAACUCAACGAUUACCAUGCACGGUAAUACUCUUCCCGGCAAUGUCCACAAGUACGACAUCCCCACUCAGGAUGAGGAGUUGGUCAAGUGGGCAAGUAAGAAGUUUGGGGGCGUGACUUCCUUCACAACGGUCCGGAAUCUGAUGUCCAUCUCGUCAACAGGAAGAACAGGAACCAAACCUGGGUCUCGUGAUUGUGUACUUAAAAGUGAAGAUGCGUCCGAGAAGCACUUCCUGAAGAUUGAAGCCGCACCUCUUGCUUCUUCGCUCACGUCUUGCUCGCCGCCGCAGCAGCAGCCGAAAAACCAAGUGGACGGGGCCGAGCUUCACAUCAUCAACAUCCCAGAGAAUACGAGCAUUAGCAAUGUAUUGCUGCGUGUUGACGAAAAGAAGAUCAGGGUGUUCCUCAGGGGACCUCAGGGAACUACGUGGAUGGUCCUCAAUGCACAGUACACCCAGUUUGGUUCCAACAAUGACAUCCUGCUGCCCAACAUCAGAAUCCCGCCCUCGCACACGCUGAACAGUGACAAUGCGAGGGAUGUGCAAAGGAAGGCUUUACAAGUUUUUAAUGUCAGCACUUUCACCAGCUACACUGAGCUCAGACCAGCGAAUUCCACAAUCUUACUGGUCCUUGUGAAAAACGACGCCCCGGCAGGUGAGACAGUGGAAGUUGCAGAAUCAACACUAGAACCAAUCAACCCAAUCGCAACCACUGCUCCUCACCAGAUGCCUCUGCUGAUGCAGCUGUACACCUCCCUAGAUUACCAAACUCCCCUAGACGGCAACACCAGGGUACAGAGCGACAAGAGGAUUUAUGCAGAGAUUUCAGGUCACACUUUUGGGAACAUGGUCUUGACCAUCAAGGUGAUGAGCUGCCUCGUGUACUCUAAGGGUUCGUUCCCUGUAGUAAAGGAACUGCCCUUCAUCCCGGAGUUCUGCUCCUCGAAAUCCUGCCCCAACAGCACUCGACUCAGCUUCUCAUUAGAUCAACUCGAAGAGCUGACGUCCACCACGUGGGACCUGGAGUGCUCCGUCAAACUGUGCCACAGUGAGACCUGUGGAGAAGGAGGAAAAGUGAAGGUGGAGGUUACCAAGCCGUGUCUGCAACCACCAACCCCACCGUGCUUUGAUUUCGGUCUACCUGGUGUCCUGGGCAUUGCAUUCGGAGGGUUCCUGAUUGGAGUAUUACUUAUUGGAGCACUGUGGUUCAUCAAAAUUAAAACAGGAUACCCAACUGGACUAGACAUGAGCACAACUGCAGCAAGUCUUCCAGGAUGCCCCUGCUCAGGAGCCAAACGACAACCAGUUUCCAACAACCCUUCCCCCUCUGAGAACAGCAGCGCUAACGCUAGCAUCGGAAGCACCCAAAGCACGCCGACCAGCAGCAUGGCAUGAGAUUAUGCUAAUCUGCACCACCAGCAGGGCCGCCAUCUCCCCUCAAAUUCACCUAAAUGGGUUUUGUGCUUUUGUUUUCUUCAAUAAUGCUUGAGAAGCAUUCAUCCCCUAUCCUGCCCUCUCUUUAAAUACACGUAAAUAAAUUUUAAAAAAGCACAACCCACAGGGCCGAGGUGACAGAUAAACAGAAGUCUAAUCUGUGGCCUCUGACGCUCACCUCUGUAGCUUCUCUGUCAAGCUCCUGGACAGGAAGUUAAAGAGGGCAAGAGAGAGGAAAAAAGGCUCCAAGCAACAGGAAAAACAAACCACAUCCCCCAAGAGCUAACAGGAAAUUCACUGCAUUCCUUUCAGUGAAUUGUGCUUGUGUGACGGCAGCACAAUAAUAGUCAGACAGGAGACAAACCAGUCAAAAGAAUCGACUUUGAAAAACAGAUGAAAAGCUGUUUUUGCGUUCAGAUCUAAGCCACCAAAAAAAAUACAAAGGGCUUUAGUUAGGUCAGUCCAAAAAGUUAUCAACAACACCUCGGGGGACUGAGAAGCUCGACGUGUUCGGAUCUCUCGGCCAAUUAAAUGCUCACUUUUAGGGGUAUUUGUCCUAAUUGGAGUUCGAGGUGAAGAGUUACCAGCUACCUCCUAUUGCUAAGAAGUCCGGGGCUAGGUUUAAACUUACCACUGGAUUUCUCUGGUGAACUGAAUCUUACUCUCUGCCUUUUUCAUGUUGUUAUUUUUCUAUUUAACUUUAUAGCAGACCCGCUGGGUCCUUUGUAGCUCAAAAACAAAAAGUUAUGGUGCCAUUUUCAUGCUAUGCAAUAGCAGUCUCGGGGGCGUCCAUGUAGAAAUAGUAACCACAUAGCUUUUUUUGGAAAGCUGGAGGAACAUUCUUGAUUCUCUAAUCACCCAACAAAACCAAUCUAAAAUCUUGUUUAUGGCCAAAAGGUAGCGAUAAACCAUUAGGAAAAGGAGCUUUGAAAUGAUCCCUCAUGUAAUGUGCAGUAUGGAGAUGUAUGGCUGUAUUCAGAGCUGAGUAAUGUGCCCUUAAGGAGGAGUUAGCACAUCAGUUUUCAGGUUUAUAUGUGGACUCAUGCAGCUGCACACACUGGGUGGAGUUUCCCUAAAAUAGUCUGUCUGGAGGUUGAAUUCCAGUACUUUUCCUCUGCACAUUAUCCGGUCUCGUCAGGAUCAGUCCAUCACCACUUCCUGAUGAUUUGUUGCAACCGUAAAAAAACUCAAGCCUGUGACAACACACACGUACAAAAAUAGAUGCUUUACGUGUUGCGUUUAAGUGUUUUCUGAACACCAGCCUUAACUGCCCUCUAAGGUGCAGCUGUUUAUGCUGCAUAAAGCAUCACUCUUCUGCUUAUUUAAAAAGCAAAGACUUUGACAUUAAAUGUGUUAUAAACCGUCCAACCUCCCCACUCAUGUUCAAUGUCACUGUGCCACUAAUUGCAGCUAAUGCUCUGCUCUGUCUCGCGAUCGGAGACAAGUCCGCGGAAGGGAAAAAUAAUUUUUAGACCUGUAAUGGACGUUAUUGAUCACCUCGCUUUGACCAACAAGCUCAAGUUGACACAGGCUGAAGAGUCGCCACCCCGACUCCUGGAAAAGUAUAGGUACAAACGAAGGGCUGUGAGAUUCUAUGAUUGAUUAUUUAGCAUUUCUUAUGAAUUAGGAGAAUAAAUCUGUGCAAUUUUUUUUUUCUUUCAAUAAAUAAAUUUGCCAUAUUGAGUUUAACCUUCCCCCUGCUUUUCUGUAAGCUGUAAGUUCGUCCCCAGCUCUGGAUACAGCUCAUUAGCACUCAAUGAUAUAAUCACAAGCAACAAUAGUAUAAAACUAAAUUUUGUAUGUUCUGUUUGCAACAAUACAUAAGUCAGUAAAGAUAACCGCUCUAACCCAAUGACAACUACCUUUUAAAUUCCUGCUUUAUUUUUCAGAUAUACUGAACAUUCUUUAAUUAUAUGGAAAUAAUUAAGAAAGAUGAGUUUGAUGUUCAAAAUAUCAGCUUUUCUUGCUACAUGUGAUUGCUUACAUGCAUGAUAGCUUGCGUGAUGGGGGAAUUCCUCGAGGGCUGCAGUCUUACAGUAACGGUUGAUCCUUGAAACCCACUGUUUCUUCCACUGUGUAAUGUAUUUUGAUAUUUUUACUGCCACUCUUAGAAAAUAUUCCCAUUCACAUGUCAAACCUCUUGAUUCAGCAGGCAUCCAUUCAAGUACCAUUUACAAUACAAAAGCACCAGAAUUCUGAUGUUAAUUUUUUUUUCUUUAUAUACAUUUCAUAUACUGAUAUAGAUAUAUAUCCACAUGACAUUAUAGUUACCCACCUCCUCUUUUUUGAUUGUUUGAAUAAUUUAUUCACCUUCCAAGCUAAUCUUAAAACAUUUCAGUGUUUUCCAGACCAACGACAUUUUAGAAAUGUCUCCUCAUUGUAUGUAUCUGAGCUCAGUA